UAGUGUCAGAAAUAUAACAAUAACAAUGGACCGGCGAGAAGAUGCUUUGCGACAGGCCCUCGAUAAUAAUGCUGCCGAAACGGAGCGGUGGCAGACUUUUAAAAGCGACAAUGAGAGCGCCAUCAGGAAUCUGGAAAUGUUCGUCCGUAAGCUCAGCGUGGAGGUUAUGGUUCCCAUUGGCAAGAAGGCUCUUAUGCCCGGUGAGCUGAUCCACACGAACGAACUCCUAGUGGGCCAUUAUGAGGGCUACUUCUCCCAAUGCUCCGCGCACAAAGCCCAGGAGAUCUGUCGACACCGCCUGAAAAUCGCCGAUGAGCAGCUGAAAAAGCUCCAAGCUGAGGCAGAUCUGUGGCAAAACAAGCUCAGUACCCCUCUCACCGAAGGUGCAGUGGCAAGUGGUGAUCAGGUGGAGAUUGUGGAAGAUUUCAAUGAGGAGUCGCACAACAAGUGGAUGGCAGAACACAGGGAACGAGUGCGACGGCAGAAGGAAGAGGAGCGUCUGAAGCGGCAGGCAGAACCAGCAGGCAGUGGCGAUGAUGUACUGAGAAAGCUAGAAGAGCGGGAGAUGAUGGAGGAAUUGGGCCUGGAUCCAGACAACCUCAGCCAGGAAAUGUUGGAUGAUAUUUUGAAUCCAGAACCCGCCGUCGUAGAUCCAAUUCCUGCAGCGUUAACCGAAGAGCAGGAGUCUGAAAUCUGGAAGAAGCUCGAAGCUCAAGAGGAAAGCGAAAAAACGAAAGAUCUCGGUGCCGAGGAAGAGGAAAGCCUUAGAAGUACGGAAAUUCUUUUGAGACAACUAAUGUCUGGUGAUAUGGAGACAACCUCCUCAAAAAAGCGUGUAGGACGAGACAAACUGGCUCCUGAAAGCGCAGAACAAAAAUCGGAUGUUAAAGACACCGUCGGAAAGGAGGAUCAAAAAUCUGUGGAUAGUGACGAGGAAGAUGAGGCGGAGGAAGUGCAAACAAUUCGAGAACAAAUGUCCAUGUUGCCAAUCGAAGAACGUGAACCCUUCCUCAGAUCACAGAUUCAGAUACUGACGGCAAAAAUGCGUAAAAUACAGAAAGUAAACUUCAUUAGCGAUGAACUGGUACACUUGAUGAAUGUGGUGGUUAUGCUGGAGGACGAUCUUCAGGACAUGCUGUGCGACUUAGAGCUGGAAGCCAGUGAUGCUGAGCAAGUCGAAGAGGUCGAAGCUCCCGAAGAAGCCCCAGCAGAGCCUGAAGUUGUACCAGAACCUAGUACGAAAACGCGCCGCAUCUCCUUCGCUGCCGCAGACGAGAAACUAGAAUUCCGACGAGAAGAGACUGUGGCGGAAAUGUUGCCCAAUGCCAGGAAAAAUUCCAGGGACGUAAUACGCUUGGAUGAGCCAAUAAAACCGCCAACGAAAGAAAUCGCCAAGAAGAAAGAAAACAAACCCAGCACAAACAUUCUGCAAAAAGUCGAGAAAAACAUCGAUUUUGUCAAGGAGAAUCAAAGUGUCCAAGACUUUGACUUGCUCAACCAGAUUCUGGAGGAGUCCACAGGACGUAUUAACACAUUACACAUAAGUUUUAACCAUUCCAAUGCAGUAUCUGCCCCUAAAUAUGAUACAGAAGUCGCCAUCCCAGGGACUCCAGCAGAUUUCUAUGAAAAGUACGAAAAAGACAGAGCCCAGGCGAAUGCAUCGUUUCCUAUAUUUGUUAAUGGCUUCGAAGGAGAGGAUCAGGUGAAAGUGCCAAUCAUGACCGAAGCUUCUCGUGAAGCGGCCUACGAAGAUCCCAGAAGUCAGGUAGGUAGAAUAAAAAGGGUGCAUUCAUUUUCUGAUAAUCCUCUUCAUUUUUAGUUUUCCAAACCGGGAUCUUCUGGUAACGAGUCCAGUGGCCCAGAAGGCAGUACCAAGUCGAUACUCCGCAACAAAUCGGCCGUGGAGCAGGAGCCGCACAUUGCCAACCAACAAAAGGAAUUGAAGAAAGUUGGAAAGAAGGGAAGGAAACCAAAGAAGAAGGAGCGCACCCUGGACGAUGAUCUGCGCGACAUGAGUGCCUAUCAGAAGGUGAUGCACGAGCUUGUGGAGAAGGAGCCGGCCCAGGAGACGCCGGAGCCACUGCCCCAGGGCAAGUUCAUCGAUACGCAUGCCCCAAAGAAGCGGGUCAGCCGCUUCAAGGAACAGCGGAAUCGUAGUAAGACGUAGCAGAGGAGAGAAACUGAGAGUUUAGCGGGAAAUUACUCAUAUAUUUGUUCAAGUUUUAUGUGGAUUUGUAUUACAAACACAACAAACAAUAAACAACUACUCGUGUGGUGUA
Drosophila bipectinata is the source of this 2279-nucleotide messenger RNA. Lineage: Eukaryota; Metazoa; Arthropoda; Insecta; Diptera; Drosophilidae. The record is from RefSeq and is a predicted model, not a curated record.